CUUAGCAUACACCAGAGGCAAUGGAUAGGGUGAGCAGUCACUGCAGCCAGAAAACCCCAGUACAGAGCAAAGGCAAUUACCCUCCACAUGCAGAGACUUUGGAGCUGAAUUGUGCUGAAUAGAGAACCCCUCCGGCUGAGAGAGCCAUGUGUGCCCGGGAAGAGCUGCCACUUUCCCUCCGCUGAAAAACAAUGCAAACACACCGGUGAGGAGAACUGCUUCCAGGUCUAGGUAGACAUGAACCUGAGUGGAGCCUGAACGCCAUUAAAGCCACACUGACCCACAAAACUUUUAAAAUAUGACUGCAGUCAGGAUUUUAAUUCCACAAUGCUGUUAUGCCGGGAUGUGACAGGCUUCCUACCCAGGUCUGGAAGGUGGUUGAUGAUGUUAGGAGUAAAUAUAAACCCAGAUGAAGAGUGGCAGAAGCAAUGGAGGGACCAACCCCAGAGCCUGUGUACGUUGAUGUGGACAAGGGACUGACAUUAGCAUGUUUCGUCUUCCUCUGCCUCUUCUUGAUUGUGAUGAUUAUUCGCUGUGCAAAAGUCAUCAUGGACCCUUACAGUGCCAUCCCUACGUCUACAUGGGAGGAGCAGCAUCUAGAUGACUGAAAGGACUGCACUAGACAGAGCCAUAAAAUGCUGCAAUCCAGGAGGCCUUUUCUCACCAGGAAGGCUAACACACAAACAGCGAUUUUCAGAUAUGCAGGGCAACAGCAAUAUGUCUAAGAGUACAUAACAUAAAUGAUUCUUGCUCAACAGACAGAAUAUCAUCAAGCCAUUCUAGAAGCACAGUUUAAUACUAUGCAGCAACCCUUAAUUUACUGAAAACAGUUAUCAUUGCAACUGAAGUAGCACAAGACUCUCCAAACUUUUCCUAAUAUAACCCUUGGUCUAGCACAGUUUGUCCUCCCCUCAAUAUCCCCCACAAAUCCAAGGUAACCAUCAGAAUUUGGAAAAGCAACAAGAACAUUUUGUCUUUCCUGGAAAUAGAUUGCUUCAAAUAUGUUCUUCAGUGAUUAUAUUUGCAUUUCAAAAAAAGGCCCAGACUUUAUAAUUUUUGUAUCCCAGAGCAUCACCAAGUAGAAGUGUUAAAGCACCCCUGGUUAAGUAUGGUUAUACAAGCAGAUUUAUUCUUGACUCCCCUGGUUCUGCACAUAUACUCUCUACCCCACUGCAGCAUAUUUCCAGUGAUCAGGAUGCAGAAGCACUCAGACUACAGUUCUCAAGGGGGUCAUAGACUACUGUUGACCCUGUAGCACCAUCUCUCACGGAAAUUUAUUAUUUACCUUUUGAAGAGUAGGGAUUGAGGGAUUCCCAUGUCCUCUGUUCCCCAGAUUCUAAGGUUUCCCCACAGCUGCCUUUUUUAGUGACUAUAUGUUUGGUUUAUGGGAUUGUAAGGAAUUGCUGAAGCAAUACAGAGUAGGUACUACAACCACAACAAGCAUCAUGAGCAGACAAGACUUAAAAGCACAAAUCUGCAAGAAAGGCAUUUCACUGUUUCUCCUUUUCCUUACCAUCCUACCUGACCUUUGGGUUCUUGCUGUAAGGCGAUGCACAGUGGGUGAGAAAGGUUGAACCAAAGGUUGUAGACUUUGUAGGCUAGUCUUCUCAGUUCUGGUAGAUUUGUUUGAAGAUCAUACAAGUCACUUCUUUAUGUGCCUAAGUCUACUCAUUGGUGAAAUGGGUACAACAAUAUUAACUCAUGUAACAUUAUUUUGUAUGUCUCAUAAUACCAGAAAGCACUUGGAGACCCUUAGAGAGGGACACAGAAAUAAGGUAGUAAUUUACCACUCUUCCUUGUGAAACUAAUGGGGAAGGUCUGAAUCUUAGUAGACAGAAAGGGAAGUUCUCCCCAGGCAGGGAACUUGUCCAGACCACCAUUUACUCUCUCAUUAAUAUUGCAGUACUUUGAUUUAUGCCAAUGUCAUCUGGCUUUGUUACACAUUCCACUGAUUUCUGAGAACCAUCUGGAUGUAAGGUGCCCAGCACUGUGAGUACAGAGAUCCCAAAAUAGCAGGUUAUGAGGCAGGUGGGGAUUUUUGCUAAUCUCUGUGGUAGGAGAUCCCAUUCAGGAGGCAGGAGUUUCGAGGACUGGCUUUAAUCCUGCUAUUCCCUAGCAAGAGGCCUCCACUGCUUCAAUUACCCACUGGAGAUUGCUCAUCAGGCUGUUAAUUAGCUUCAGUUUCUGCUAGUCUGUUAAUCACCAGUAACUGAGGACUUUUUCAGAUGUGAACAUUAAUGUUCACCAUACUUUGAGCAAACACAUUGGUCUCUUAUUCAUGAGUGUGUGUAUCCGUACCAAGCUUCUAACUCAAAGAAUCUCUAGCUCAAAGAUUGCUUCUGUUCCCUGAGCUGAAGUUUAAAACCCAUUUUUUGUCAUUAAGUCUUGUACCCUGCCUUGAUACUAGUGAGGCUAGUUACAGAAUAAACAAAAUAAGAAAAUAAAUCUAUUUCCAGGCUAGAGACACUUUUAGUUUGCAGGUCACCUGGCUGUGUUCACAGCUGAUGCAGGGCAAUAAUGGAGCUUGUCAUGACACCUCCCGAUGCCAAUACUCCACUCAGUGUUCAUCUGCAUGCAGAAAACUCUGGCUUUGUCAUGCAUCACUGAUAAGCCCCUGCUCAGCUAAGGACUUACACAUGCGCUUAAGUUUAAGCCUCUGAGCAGACUGCCUGACUACACAGGGACCAGGCCGGUCAUGUGCUGUGUCCUUGGCAGGGCAGGGAGGGCAACACGCAGUCCUCACAGGAGCAAAGCCUAUGCAAGAACAAAAGGUUACAAAUGCUGAGUAAGCAAAUUAACAGGUUUGCUUUGCAAGAAUGUUUGCCACGGUUUUUCCCCCCCCUUCCUCUGUUUGUCCAUCUGCAAAAACCAUUUUAUGGAUUUUCAUGAAAAUUCUAAUGCAAAGACUCCUAUGGAUAGAACUAUUUUCUAAUAAGAAGGCACUUGACUUCCUGGCAUAGCCUGUCAAGUCCAUCCUUCUGUUGACAGAAAAGGUCUCCAUAAACAUCUCCAUAUUCAUGUCCAAUCUUUUCACAUGGCUGUGUAAAGUCAAUAAGAAUGUUUUUAUACAGAUAAUGUAAAUGCAUUCUCACUUCUGCCUUCCCCCACUGGUUACAAGCACACAACCUCACCACUCUAAUCAAAAGCAAUACUAACCAACAUGCUGAAAGCAGAAAUUUUGUCCUACUCGCAUUCAGUUGCCGGGAUUUGCCCACCCGAGGUGCAUCAUUGCAGCUCCUGCCUGAUGCCGAGCCCGCCAGCCCUCUCAGCAAAGCUGCGCUCACAGCCAGGGGAAGGGCUGUUUUACCAGGGGCUGCACCGCUGGGCUUGGUAGUGAUUUCAGCUGCAUGCAACAAGUGCCUCUGCUAGUUUUUGUUCUUUUUUAAUCAUUAUGCCAUACUACCAGCAAUUGCACUCAGAGGAAAUAAUUCAAACUUGUUGCAAGUGUAUUUAUCUAACAGA
Messenger RNA from Tyto alba (common barn owl), 3462 nucleotides. It is a transcript of the gene CTXND1, whose product is annotated as cortexin domain containing 1. NCBI's taxonomy places the organism in Eukaryota, Metazoa, Chordata, Aves, Strigiformes, Tytonidae. The record is from RefSeq and is a predicted model, not a curated record. Bases 429 to 608 code for a protein of 59 amino acids. The transcript is spliced from 3 exons.